Platichthys flesus (European flounder) is the source of this 1974-nucleotide messenger RNA. RefSeq lists its product as uncharacterized. The transcript is spliced from 2 exons. The record is from RefSeq and is a predicted model, not a curated record. Bases 320 to 1138 code for a protein of 272 amino acids. Lineage: Eukaryota; Metazoa; Chordata; Actinopteri; Pleuronectiformes; Pleuronectidae.
GCUCUCCCUAACACACUUCCUUUUUUGUCUCUGUGCUCAAUGGAAAAACUCACAGGUUUACAGGGAUUGUUGGUCAUGCAGGGAAAAUCUGCCUCGGGGAUAGAUUACCCUCCACUGUGAGUCAGAUGCAGUUUGGCUCAUCGCCAGGCGAGACGUGAUGACAUUUGUAGACUGAGCCCGUCGAAUAGAAGCAACUGGUGUUGUUAAAGAGGAGGUGGAAGAGACUCGAACCACACUGAUUCACUUACAGCAAGGUCAGGACGAGACGCCAGUAUGGGGGGAGAAAAGUCAUCGGGAUGUAUUUAGGUGGAACGGGACAAUGACUUUCAAUCUCAACUUCCUGCCAAUUUACAGAACACACCAACUUUCAAAGUCACUCUGGGAAAUCAGCUCCCGGUGCUGGCCGGGGUCGGUGACACAAGGAGGGCCGUCGGCCUCCAGAGGAUGGCUGCGACGGUUCUUGCUGCUGAAGCUGAUGACGGUGCUGCUGUUCCCACAUGGAGUAGGCGUUUAUCUGCUGUUGGGAUGCAUGUUGAGCCUGCGUGCUCUGCUGCUGCUCCGCUCGCCUCACAUCUCCACCAAGCCCUCUAACGUGUUCCUGUGCCAGCUGGCACUCUGCGACGGGCUGGUCCUGCUGCAGUGGGCCCUAUGGCUCGGUGCAACGCUGACCUGUUGGAUUUGGCAGGGUGACAUGGGCCUCAUGAAGACGAAGGAAUCGGUUUGGUGGAGGGAGGCUGUGAGUGUGCUCUGUCAGCAGCUGCUCGAUGCGCAUCACCUGGCCUCUCUGCUCCUGCUGGGCCUGCUGGGGCUGGAGGCCACACUAGUGUCACACUGGCCACAGCAGACUCGGAACCUCAGGACUUCUCACUGGGCUCAGCUCAGCUGCGGCCUGGUCUGGAUACUUGUGCUGCUAGAACUGAUGAUGACACUACCCUGUGAGUUUUUAGAGAUCUUCAACCUUCAAAUCUACUUCUCAACACGACAGGACUCUCAAAAUGCACAUGCGGAUUUCGUGCCUCCGACCUCCCUGCCUGCUUUCUCCCUCAUGCUGAGGAGGACAUUAUGGCUGAUCAAUCUAUGGUUACAUUAUGCGUUCUUCUGUAGUAAACCACAGAGGAGAAAGAGCUCCUUUCAUUAAAACAACACACAACUGUUUGGUAUUUGCUACUUUAAUACAUUUAAUUUAUAAAAAGAAAUGAAUGUUUAGUGGAUAUCAUGGGAAAGAUAUUGAUAUAUGGGCCUUACGCCGGUUUCACACCGGGCGCGGAAGCGACGCGGAAGGGCCGCUGUUAUCAGCCUGCAGUAAAAACAGCUUUUAAUAAUUUUUUUGCUUUUGAACUUGUUGCUCCAAAAUGAACUGCAACAGCGUCCCAACAUUUGUCCUUUUUAGUCUUGUCUUUAUACAAAAUGUUCCGAGGAUCAUACAACUCACUGUACUUCUCCACUUCAAUUAUUAAUUUAAUGUCAUCCAUGUUGACGAACUUCUCCGCUGUUGGCUCCGUUAAAUGUCGGGUUUCGAGGGUAAAUUACGUAUUUUCCACUCAAGCCUAUGUGGAGAAUACGUAGCCCCCCCUUUCUCUUUUUAUCUUUAUGACUGCUUGUGUGGCUGUAGUGGAUGGGCAGAGGGGGACAUUUAAUAAUGUGGUUGGUAAAAGUGGAAAAAUUAAAACUCCUGGACAACAGAAGGUGAAUACAAAGUAUGGGAUGCAUAUUUGAUCAUUUAUAUCAUAUAAAAUAUGUCGUCAAUAUCUUUUAAAAUCAUUUCUCAGUGUGUUUCCUGUUGCGAUACGCUCGCGUCAAGCGGAAAAAAUAGACUCGACGCCGAAACGAUCGCGGCACAACGCUACGCUUCAGCGUCCGGUGUGAACCCGGCGUUAAGGUUUAGGUUUAGGUUAAGUUAGGUAAGGGUUAGGGUUAUGGUUAGGUCAUAUUAAGUUAAAUUGGGUUAGAUUAGGGUAAAUUAGGUUAAAUUAA